AUGCAAACCGGCGACUCAAGAUUACCUUUGGCAUACGCAGGCUCAGCGGCGCAGCCGUCCGCGACGGAAUCGCAGAAUUGGCUGCCAUUCUUUCAUGUCUACCCUUUGGCAUAUAAGAAGGCGAGCUUGCCCGAAGGACCAGGACAUUCACUUCCAGCUCUUUCACUCUACGAUAUGACCAGUCAAACCAAGCGCCUCAGCGUCGCCAUCUCCGGUGGAGGCAUUGCUGGUCUUACUUUGGCUCUGGCCCUCUCCGAGUACCCCGAAAUAGAGGUCCACAUCUUCGAAGCUGCACACUCCCUGGCAGAAGUCGGCGCGGGCGUGGCCGUCUUCCCGCGUCCAUGGAGCAUCCUCCGUCGCCUUGGGGUCGACGAGGAGCUGAUCAAGACAUGCGAUGUCGAGCUUCAGGAUGGUCCAUCACCCUCCUUCCACUACCGAAAGAGCAACCAGGCGGUUGGGCUCCAGUUCGCGACACUCGUCACCACCGGCACGUGCUCGAUGAUAACUUUAUACCGCGCCGACUUCCAGGCCGCGCUCCUCGGCCAUCUCCCCGACCGCGUUCAAAUCCAUUACUCGAAGCGGCUGCACAGCUUCGACGACCGUCAGCCCGGCCCCGUGCAGCUCGUCUUCUCAGACGGAACCGCUGCUUCUUGCGACAUUCUAGUUGGUGCAGAUGGCCUGAAGUCGGCAACACGAGCAGGCGUGCUGGCUAGACAUAUCGACGAUUUGCGGCGUGAGGGGCGGGAGGAUGAUGCUGCAGAAGCGGCCUCGUGUAUCGAGCCAUGGUGGAGUGGACACAUCGCAUAUCGUGCUCUGAUACCCAAGGAACGCCUGCGAGAGGUCUCGCCAAACCAUCAGGCCCUGACGGAGCCAAUGCAGUAUCUAGGCAAGAACGGGUAUAUCAUCGCGUACCCGAUCUCGCACGGGAAAAUAAUCAACAUCGUGGCAUUCGACAUGCGGCACGACCUCGAAAACACCAAGUUCGACGGGCCGUGGGUGCAGCACGCAGAUAAAGAGCACUUUACCCAUAUAUUUGCGAAUUGGGAGCCCGAGGUGCAGGCCCUCGUUAAUUGCGCAGAGAAUCCCUUGGCGUGGGCGAUCCACACGGUGAAGCCUAUGCACUCGUUCGUGUCUGAGUCAGGGCGUGUCGCGCUCAUUGGCGACGCGGCACAUGCGAUGACGCCGCAUCAAGGAUCGGGAGCCGGACAAGCCGUCGAAGACGCUUACAUCCUCGCCCGCAUUCUUGGACACCCGUCAACAACCGUCGAGAAACUUCCCCGUGCGCUCCGCAUAUUCGACCAAGUCCGGCGUCCCGCGGCGCAGCACGUGGGGCGUGUCUCGCGGCUCGCGGGGCGCUACUUCUCGUUCGAGCUCGACGGCACUGGCAAGCACGUCGACUUCGCGGCGGACUUCGGGCAUGCUGGUGUUGGCAUCGACCCUGCCGGUUGGGAGAUUUUACAACAGAUUUAUAAACAGGUGGAGGAUAAUUGGAGAUGGGCGUGGACAACCUCUGUCGAUGACGUGGAGCAGGAAGUCGUCAAGUUGCUCGAGGAUCCGGAGAAUUAA
Mycena indigotica is the source of this 1566-nucleotide messenger RNA. RefSeq lists its product as uncharacterized. The transcript has 12 exons. NCBI's taxonomy places the organism in Eukaryota, Fungi, Basidiomycota, Agaricomycetes, Agaricales, Mycenaceae. The record is from RefSeq and is a predicted model, not a curated record. The coding region runs from base 1 to 1566 and encodes 521 amino acids. Gene Ontology annotation, biological process: secondary metabolite biosynthetic process. Gene Ontology annotation, molecular function: FAD binding.